Messenger RNA from Drosophila innubila, 2939 nucleotides. It is a transcript of the gene Hrs, whose product is annotated as hepatocyte growth factor-regulated tyrosine kinase substrate. The transcript is spliced from 5 exons. NCBI's taxonomy places the organism in Eukaryota, Metazoa, Arthropoda, Insecta, Diptera, Drosophilidae. The coding region runs from base 126 to 2384 and encodes 752 amino acids. The record is from RefSeq and is a predicted model, not a curated record. Gene Ontology annotation, molecular function: phosphatidylinositol binding; metal ion binding; ubiquitin binding.
UUGAACUUUUCCAGAACGAAACAAUACAACUCUACUGUGAACAAAAGGAAUUCAUAAAUAAAAAUUAUUCAAGCGUUAAUUAAGCAGAAAUUGGGAGCAAACAGCAGGGGUAUAAUAGAUAGAAAAUGUUUCGCUCUAGUUUUGAUAGAAAUCUGGAGAAUGCCACGAGCCAUUUGCGCCUGGAACCAGAUUGGCCCUCGAUUCUCCUGAUCUGCGAUGAAAUCAAUCAAAAAGAUGUCACACCAAAAAACGCGUUUGCUGCAAUUAAAAAGAAAAUGAACUCACCCAAUCCGCACUCGGCAUGCUAUUCCCUGCUCGUCCUCGAGAGCAUUGUCAAGAAUUGCGGUGCUCCCGUGCACGAGGAGGUUUUCACCAAGGAGAACUGCGAGAUGUUCAGCAGUUUCCUGGAGCUAACGCCCCAUGAGAAUGUGCGCCAGAAGAUGCUGGAGCUUGUCCAGACCUGGGCCUAUGCAUUCCGCUCAUCGGACAAAUAUCAGGCCAUCAAGGACACGAUGACCAUACUGAAGGCCAAGGGACACACGUUUCCGGAGUUGAAGGAGGCGGAUGCGAUGUUCACGGCGGACACAGCGCCCAAUUGGGCAGAUGGAAAGGUGUGUCAUCGCUGUCGCGUGGAGUUCACGUUCACCAAUCGCAAGCAUCAUUGCCGCAAUUGUGGCCAGGUGUUUUGUGGCCAAUGCACCGCCAAACAGUGUCCUCUGCCCAAGUACGGCAUCGAGAAGGAUGUGCGAGUGUGCGACGGCUGCUUCAUGGCACUGCAGCGUCCAGCUGGAGGAGCGGGAGGAGCCAAGGCGACCACGCGAGUUGGCGACUCUGAUCUUCCGGCUGAAUAUCUGAAUAGCUCGCUAUCCCAACAGGUGCAGACGCCGGCGCGCAAAAGCGAACAAGAGUUGAAGGAGGAGGAGGAACUGAAUCUGGCGCUGGCUUUAAGUCAAUCGGAGGCGGAGCUGAAGAAGCAACCGAUCACAUAUCGCAUGCAACAACAUUCCCCCAGUCCGGAGGCAACACAACCGCAGUUGGCAGUGCAACAACAACAACAGCAACAACAACUGCAACAGCAGCAGGAGGAAAGCAAUCCCGAGCUGGCCAAGUAUUUGAAUCGCAGCUAUUGGGAGCAGCGCAAGAUAAGCGAAUCCUCAUCCAUGGCCAGUCCAUCGGCACCCAGUCCCAUGCCACCAACACCACAACCCCAACAACAGCAACAACUGCUGCAGCAACAACAACAACCACCGCAACAACAACUGCUGUCAACACUGACAGCACCAAAAACGGCAGAUGAAUUGCAAAUUGCUGAGUUUGCCGCCAAUAUGCGCACCCAGGUGGAGAUCUUUGUCAAUCGCAUGAAAUCGAAUUCGAGUCGUGGUCGCAGCAUUUCCAAUGAUUCCUCCGUGCAAACCUUAUUCAUGACACUCACCUCGUUGCACUCGCAACAACUCAGCUACAUCAAGGAGAUGGACGACAAACGCAUGUGGUAUGAGCAACUGCAGGAUAAGCUGGCGCAGAUUAAGGAUUCGCGCGCUGCGCUCGAUGUGUUGCGUCAGGAGCAUGUGGAGAAGUUGCGUCGCAUUGCCGAGGAACAGGAGCGUCAACGUCAGCUGCAAAUGGCCCAAAAGCUGGAGAUAAUGCGCAAGAAGAAGCAAGAAUAUUUGCAAUAUCAGCGACAGCUCGCCCUGCAGCGCAUCCAGGAGCAGGAGCGUGAAAUGCAGCUACGCCAGGAGCAGCAAAAGGCACAGUAUUUGAUGGGACAGACAGCGCCGUUUCCCUAUAUGCCAACUACAGCGGUUGGACCACUUGGUUCGCCAUCGCUUGUGUAUAGUCCAUAUGGUUAUCCACCAGCUCCAAUUUCAGCUCCAGCUGCUGGUCAGUUUGCACCACCUGGCAUGUACAUGAGGCAGCCACCGCUGCCCGAUAAUCCGUAUCCCAAUCCAAACCAGGCCAUGAUGUCGCAGCUGCCACAGCCACAACAACAACAACAACAGCAGCCACAGCUGCAGCAACCACCAACUCAGCCUCUACAGCAGCCACAAGCACCACCACCACAUUUGGCCCAUGCUAUGCUGCAGCAACAGCAUGUGGUGCAAUCGCAUCCACCGCUAUCCAAUGUCCAGGUUGCACCACCGCAAACGGCUCCAACACAACAGGUUCCUCCACCACCACCACAACAACAACAACAACUACCAAUUCCUCAAGCCGUUGCACCAACUCAGCAGCAACCACCAGUAACUGUAUCAGCACCAUCAGCUGUAGACGCUACCGUUCAAGCGGUGGCAGCUGCUCCUGCACCACCACAAAACGAACCCGAACCAAUUCCGGCUGCCUCCAAAGCCGCCGAACCCGCCACUGCGGAGCUCAUAAGCUUCGACUAAGGCCACAUUUGUUAACGUUAUUCUCUAUAAAAUCAACUAAUCAGACUUUGUCAUGCUUCUCACACUUUUAAGAUCACAAACAGUGCUGUCAGAAUUUUAACAGUUAAAAUACGAAAACAUAGAAAAUAGUUGGCAAAAAAACAAUUUUCCUAAACAAACUUAAACAAAAAACGUUUAGCAUAAAAAAAUCUUAUUCGAUAUUCCGAGUCUUCACAGUUUCUUACAUCAAUGGAAAACACUUUAACCAACAGAAUUUCAUUAAUUUUAAUGUGAAUUAAAGCUUACAAAGUUUUUUUACUAUUUCUUUUUAUAUCAACCGUUUUUUGCUUUAAUUACCCCUUAUUUAUGUUUUCACAUCACUUUUUUUUAACUGUUAUAAUUCUGGCAACGCUGAUCGUAAAACCCACUUGUUUGAUCCUAUAAAUGUAAAAGAAAAGAUUUAAAGCUUUCACAAAGUCUGAACGUAAUCACCAAGUGUAAUCCGCAAGUUAUUCCAAAAUGAGCAUUAUUUUUAUUAUUAUUAUUAUUAUUAUUAUAUUGUAUAUGUAGUCAAAA